This is a messenger RNA of Adineta steineri, 981 nucleotides long. The record is from the annotation of a GenBank genome assembly. NCBI's taxonomy places the organism in Eukaryota, Metazoa, Rotifera, Eurotatoria, Adinetida, Adinetidae.
AUGUCAUCAUCAAUUAUUUCAUUACUUGCAUUAGUUGGUAAACAAAUAACUAUUUAUUUGGGUAUAUCUACUCUUAUUGCUGGUGUUAUUGGUGGAUUACUCAAUAUCAUUGUUUUUCUUAGUUUGAGAACUUUUCGACAAAGUUCUGCUGCGUUUUAUUUGACUAUUAUGUCCAUUUUCAAUAUAGGCCAAAUGCUUACAGGUUUACUUUCUCGUAUUAUGACUAGUGGUUUUGGUAUUGAUUGGACACUAACAUCUUUAUCGUAUUGCAAGUUACGAACUUAUUGUUUCUAUAUGUGUGCAUUAACAUCAAUGACUUGUAUUUGUCUGGCAAUAAUUGAUCAAUAUUUAGCCACCUCUUCUCGUGCACGAUGGCGACAAUUGUGUAAUAUGAAAAUAGCACGUCGUUUGGUAUUACUAUUUGUUUUCAUUUGGAUUAUUCAUAAUAUUCCUUAUCUAAUCUAUUAUGAUCAUGUUAUAUCGAUAUCAACAGGCAAAGUUACAUGCACAUAUACAAAUACUAUUUUUCAACAAUAUAAUAUCUAUAGUACUGCUCUAAUUAUUGGAAAAGUUAUUCCUAUAUGCAUUACAUUUGUUUUUGGACUUUUGGCUUAUCGUAAUGUACAACAAUUAAGUUAUCAGACAGUUCCACUCGUGCGUCGUGAAUUAGAUAAACAAUUGACAGUAAUGAUUUUAGUACUCAUUGUUUUUGCUUUCUUUACUAAUGUGCCAUAUAUUAUUGUAAGCAUUUUAUUGGUAAUACCAGGACUUACUCAAGAUCCUGUCGUAGCAGCACAAAUACAAUUUGCGAAUCUUGUGGCCAUGUUUCUUGUUUAUAUAUAUUUUGCAAGUCCAUUUUACAUCUAUGUAUGUGUGUCGAAUCGAUUUCGUCGACAAUUGAUAUAUGUAUCAUUUGAGAUAUAUCACAAUCGAUGGCAACCAAGAAGAAUGGUAAUCAAUCAAAUUAUGCCAGAAACUUGA